UUCCCAGCAACUUUCCAAAUUCUUGGGUCCCAAGGCGGCUGCUUUGAUUUCUUUUUUUAUUUUAUAAGCACAUCUUUUGCCCCAGCAACAACACCAUGAAUUGGGUUUCUAUCAUUUUUUAAGGUUUUAAAUUCUAACUCCAUCUGCCCUCCACGAAUCUUGGAUACACAGCCACUUUUCAAGCACAAGAUCAGAGUUAAUUCAUUGUUCCAGAAAACAAGAGUAUUAAGGGUGCUAGACUUUGAAAACUAGUUCUCUUCAAAUGGCGUUGGCUAGGGUUGCUAGGAGCAGCUUGAGAAGAUCAGGAGGUGGCAUUGGUUGUUACUCAAGCGGGAGGGAAAUCUUCUGUGAAGGAGUAUCUGCUGAGAGAUCUGCCCUACCUUCCUUUGACAAUGUCAAAGCAAAUGGCAAUUCAUCAUUCUUUUCGGGGACAAUGAAGGUAGAUCACUCAAGCUUUUGGAGAAGAGGAGUAACAACAACUCCACAUUAUCAUUCCCCCUUAGCAGAGAGGAUUGUAGAAGGUACUGAAUUGGGACUUGAUCAUGAAGAACCAAGGUAUGCAGGACUGGAAGCAACCAAGCCAGGUGAAAAGCCUAGAGUGGUUGUCCUUGGCUCUGGAUGGGCAGCAUGCCGGUUCCUCAAGGGGCUUGACACUAGAAUUUAUGAUAUUGUUUGCAUUUCACCAAGGAACCACAUGGUGUUCACCCCUUUACUCGCUUCAACUUGUGUCGGUACCCUGGAAUUCAGGUCUGUAGCUGAGCCUGUUAGCCAGAUACAGUCUGCAUUGGCAACAGAACCCAAUUCAUACUUUUAUCUGGCUUCUUGCACAGGCAUUGACACUAACAAACAUGAGGUGUACUGUGAGACAUUGAGCAAUGGACUACUACCUCGUGAGCCUCACCAUUUCAAAGUUGCAUAUGACAAGCUUGUGAUUGCUGCUGGAGCUGAGCCUUUGACUUUUGGUAUCAAGGGAGUUAAGGAAAAUGCAUAUUUCCUUCGCGAAGUGAAUCAUGCCCAGGAAAUAAGGAAGAAGCUCCUCUUAAACCUCAUGCUCUCUGAAAAUCCAGGGGUAUCAGAAGAAGAAAAGAAACACCUUCUACACUGUGUCAUCGUUGGAGGUGGCCCUACUGGAGUGGAAUUUAGUGGUGAAUUGAGUGAUUUUAUAAUGAAAGAUGUUGAGGAGAGGUAUACUCAUGUUAAGGAUUACAUCAAAGUCACAUUAAUAGAGGCAAAUGACAUUUUGUCAUCCUUUGAUGUUGGACUAAGACAGUAUGCAACAAACCACCUGACCAAGUCUGGUGUUCAACUCAAGCGAGGCAUUGUGAAAGAGGUUCUUCCCAAAGAAAUCAUUCUCAAUGAUGGAACUGUGGUUCCUUAUGGCCUCCUAGUCUGGUCUACAGGAGUUGGUCCCUCAGAGUUUGUGAAAUCACUUAAUCUCCCCAAGUCCCCUGGGGGAAGGAUUGGGGUUGAUGAAUGGUUGAGGGUUCCUUCUGUGGAAGAUGUGUUUGGACUAGGAGAUUGUGCUGGUUUCCUUGAACAGACAGGAAAGCCGGUUCUUCCAGCUCUAGCUCAGGUCGCCGAAAGGCAAGGAAAAUAUCUGGUGGAGCUGUUCAACAGGAUUGGAAAACAGGACGCAGGCAAGGCUUUCAGUGCCAAAAACAUUCCUUUUGGAGACCCUUUUGUUUACAAGCAUCUCGGAAGCAUGGCAUCUGUUGGUGGGUACAAAGCACUGGUGGAUCUAAGGCAAUCCAAGGUAACCCACAAGCAUUUUCUGAUAGAAUCAAAGUCAACUUCUUUGGUACAUCAUAAAUCCAUAACCUACCUCUUCCCAAAUCCUUCAAUGUUGUACUCAAAAUUCAAACUUAACACUUCCAACAUGCCUCAAGUUCUAACAACUGACACACCCAGAAAGAAUAUUAAGACCUUGAUCCAUGUGAAUGUUGUCAGGAUGCAAAGGGUAUAUCACUGGCCGGAUUCCUCAGCUUUCUGAUAUGGCGGUCUGCUUAUCUGACACGCGUGGUCAGCUGGAGAAACAGAUUCUACGUGGCUAUGAACUGGGCAACCACUCUGGCAUUCGGCAGGGACAAUUCCAGGAUAGGUACAAAUUAGAGAAGCAUCUCCACAAAAUUAAGCACAAAUUUUGGUUUUAUGAGUCAGAGAGGAGCACCAAAUCAGUGUUAUGAAACCCAGUAUACAUGAUCAUGUGAUUUUCCUUCUUUUUUUUGUUCAAUAAAAUUUUUGGUUAUCAUUAUAUUAAAUCCAUUUAGUCUUC
Molecule: messenger RNA, 2272 nt
Organism: Rubroshorea leprosula
Lineage: Eukaryota; Viridiplantae; Streptophyta; Magnoliopsida; Malvales; Dipterocarpaceae
Source: the annotation of a GenBank genome assembly